This is a messenger RNA of Trypanosoma rangeli, 456 nucleotides long. RefSeq lists its product as uncharacterized. Lineage: Eukaryota; Euglenozoa; Kinetoplastea; Trypanosomatida; Trypanosomatidae. The record is from RefSeq and is a predicted model, not a curated record. The transcript has a single exon. Bases 1 to 456 code for a protein of 151 amino acids.
AUGUUUCACGACAAGGGAAGCUCCAGGCACAAAAGCACGCCGAGGUUUCGUAGCAGCCUGAGUCAGAAGGCGCCGGAGCACGCCCUUUCGAGUGCAUCUCUUGCGGCUCACCGAGACAAAUUUGGCUUUGGGGAGAUUGGAGGCGCCGAGCGUUACUUUAGUCAUCCGCUGGCUCGGUUCCUUUGUGGCGUGCUCGGUCACCCAAAACCUGGUUUGCCCACCGCCUGCAACGAUAUGGACGGCGGCAGCAAUCCGUUGGAGGCGGGAGCGCCUUUAGUUUGUUGUUUUCAUAGUUUAUAUCGCUUCUGUUUCAGUCUGGAACUGUGCUGUGACACGGUGGAAUGCCCCAAGAAACACAGAUCUUCAUUUCUUUGCUUUAACCACAUCUUGGACGAGAAAGCGAAACGGGCAAGAACGCUCGAAUUCAACCUCGACUUUCACAUCGAAAGGCGAUAA